CAAAGCAAAAACCCCAAAUUCUGAAAAAACGAUGACAACAUGAUUGAAAAGGGCACAAAUUUUCAAAAUUAUAAGUAAUUCGAUCGUUACCCAACUGUCUCAGCCUCCUCCUCCACAUCGUCGCCGGCUUGGCGGUACCGGAACAGACUGAACAAAAUCUUUAUCCGGUCAGACAACUCUGGAUCUAGGAUACAAAGGAUACUUGUGAAAGAACCACACACUAGAAGAUGAUUCUUCACUGAUCUCAUCUUUGUGUUGCUGCAACUGACGUGGAUUCUGUUCACGUUCAACCAACGAUGAUCCCUUCCCGAAGCCGAUAUUUUCCGAGGGAAUCAGGUGAUUACUGGGAGGCUUCGCAAGGGUUCGGGCUGCCGCGGACACUGCAUAGCUUUCCAGUGUUAACUAUCCAAUUCUGUGUCAAUUGAUGAAUCAUUUAGAAUUAAUUCAGAUGGAAGAAGUCUCCCCUAACAGCAAGCAUGAGAUUGGGGAUGAAGGUGGCGAGCAUAAUCUGCAAGAAAGAGAGGGGGAGAAAGCAGAACUAGACAGUGAAAACGGUUUUCCUGAAGGAAAGAAGGAUUUUGUGGCACCUGCUGUAGGAAUGGAGUUCGAGUCAUAUGAUGAUGCUUACAAUUAUUAUAAUUGUUAUGCUCGGGAGGCAGGUUUUCGAGUAAGGGUGAAAAAUUCAUGGUUCAAACGUAAUAGUAGAGAAAAGUAUGGUGCAGUGCUCUGCUGUAGCAGUCAGGGUUUUAAGAGAAUAAAAGAUGUGAAUCGUUUACGGAAAGAAACAAGAACCGGUUGUCCUGCAAUGGUGAGGAUGAGAUUGGUGGACUCAAGAAGGUGGAGAAUUCUUGAAGUUACACUUGAUCAUAACCACCUUCUUGGUGCAAAGGCUUACAGGUCUAUCAAGAAAAUGGGCACCGGUGGAACCAAGAAAAUGCUGCAACCAGACUCUGAUGCAGAAGGGCGAACAAUAAAACUAUAUAGGGCACUUGUAAUUGAUUCAGGGGGUAAUAAUGGGAACUCAAAUUCAAGUGGUCGAGAAUUAGGUUCUUCCUCUGAUCAUCAUCCGGAUCGGUUGAACUUAAAGAAAGGUGACACGCAAGCUAUUUAUAAUUACAUCUGUCGUAUGCAGUUGACUAACCCGAAUUUCUUUUACUUGAUGGAUCUUAACGAUGAAGGGCGUUUGAGAAAUAUGAUUUGGUUAGACGCCAGGUGUAGGGCUGCUAUUGGCUACUUUAGUGAUGUAAUUUACUUUGACACCACGUACUUGUCUAACAAAUAUGAGAUCCCGCUGGUCACGUUCGUUGGAAUGAACCAUCAUGGUCAGUCUGUGUUACUGGGCUGUGGCUUGCUUUCAGGGGAGACGGCAGAGUCUUAUCUCUGGGUUCUGAAAGCAUGGUUAACCAGCACAUCAGGGUGCGUUCCACAGACCAUAAUCACAGACAGAUGCAGGAUUUUGCAAAGUGUGGUUUCAGAGGUUUUCCCAAAAUCCCACCAUCGGUUCAGUUUGUGUCACAUCAUGAAGAAAGUCCCCGAGAAAUUAGGAGGGUUGCGCAACUACGAUGCCAUCAGAAAGGUACUGGUUAAAACAGUUUAUGAGACGUUAAAACCAUUCGACUUUGAAAGUUCAUGGGGGUUCAUGAUCCAGCGGUUUGGCAUUGGCGAACACGAGUGGCUUCGGUCUUUAUAUGAAGACCGAGCUUGGUGGGCCCCGGUGUAUCUAAAAGACACCUCUUUUGCUGGAAUGGCGGCUGCUUCACAACCCGGUGAAACCCUGCAUCCCAUCUUUGAUAAAUACAUUCACAAACAAACCCCUCUGAAAGAAUUUCUAGACAAAUAUGAACUCGCCAUGCAGAAAAAGCACAAGGAAGAAGCAGCUGCUGAUUCGGAAUCAAGAAACUCAUCCCCGACACUGAAAACAAGAUGUUCGUUUGAAUUGCAAUUGUCGAAAGUUUACACACGAGAAAUCUUCAAGAAAUUCCAAGUGGAAGUAGAGGAGAUGUAUUCUUGUUUCAGUACCACACAGUUGCAUGUCGACGGGCCAGUUAUAAUCUUCUUGGUGAAAGAGCGUUUUCUGGGUGACGGAAAUAGGAGGGAGGUCAAGGAUUACGAAGUUCUGUAUAAUCGAGCAGCUGCGGAUGUCCGUUGCAUCUGCAGCUGCUUUAAUUUCAACGGCUAUUUAUGCAGACAUGCUUUAUGUGUGCUUAACUUUAACGGGGUUGAACAGAUCCCUUCAAAGUAUAUUUUAUCGAGAUGGAAAAGGGAUUACAAGCGACUAUUCGUUUCAGAUCAUGUCGGGUCGAACAACGACUAUGGUUCAGAUGCAGUUCAGUGGUUUCAUCAGUUAUACAGAAGCUCGUUGCAGGUUGUGGAAGAAGGUGUGAUUUCACUGAAUCAUUAUAAGGCUGCUAUACAGACAUUUGAAGAGUGCUUAAAUAGAGUUCAUAAUAUUGAAGAUAAAACAUGAAUACGAUAUAUGAUUCGUUUUUCUUUUUCUUUCUGUUAUGUGUAAAUUAAUGUUGUUUUCUUUCUUGUGCAUAUAUCUUCUGUAUUUGAUAUAAGAUUAUUUGUUUCAUUUGACGGGUUUCGG
Molecule: messenger RNA, 2590 nt
Organism: Cynara cardunculus var. scolymus (artichoke)
Lineage: Eukaryota; Viridiplantae; Streptophyta; Magnoliopsida; Asterales; Asteraceae
Product: protein FAR1-RELATED SEQUENCE 6-like
Exons: 3
Coding region: 425-2467 (680 amino acids)
Biological process (GO): regulation of DNA-templated transcription
Molecular function (GO): zinc ion binding
Source: RefSeq, a predicted model, not a curated record